AUGCAGAGGAUCCUUAGAGCGCUUGCGCUGCGGAGGCUGUCGGCCUCCCCACGGGUAGCGCCGCCUAUCUUCUUCUUCUUCUUCUUCUUCUUCCUCCGCGUUUUCUAGUCGGCCUCCGUGUGUUUUUUGAAGCCGGGUUGCAGCGUCUGGUAGGCAGGUUGUUUCCCUUGCGUGGGUUCCUGUUUCCGCGGCGGUUUUCAUGGUGGCAGGCGUAGUACCUAGUGCCCUCUUUCUGGUCGAAGCGUCGGUUUCGAACGUUUGCUCCUCGUUUAAUGAUAAUGGAGCUUGCUGGUCAGUACGCAUGGGAUUCUUUGCCUUCCUGUGGGCCAUGGAAAAGAAAGCUCCUUUCUGAAUCUGGACGAAUUUAGAAACGGUCUCUGAUGUUGGCCCACGCUUCCGGAUGGUGCUCUCUUGGUUUCAGGAUGAAUACUCUAUUAGAUUCCCUAAUUUGCUUCUUUCUAUUCUCCUUUUCGUUAUCACGCAAGCAUGCCCUCGCUACUUCGUCGGAAAUUCCUGAAAAUUUUCUGUAGAUGACGUUUUGUCCAUAGAGACUUCUGGCUUUUGCUCAUUUCAACAUUCACGAGAUCAUUUAGGUGUUUUGCUGAUUAUCCUGCACUUUGCCAAUAAUAUAAUCAGGAUCGUGUUUUUGAUGGAAUUUUUUGCUACAUCAGCGUCGGAAACCUGUUUUUAUCCCUAUAUUACAAUCCUAAAUUGUCAUUCUUCUAUUUUAUUUUAUUUUUUGUUGUGUCGUUGAAUCCUUUGACUGGUUAGUUCUAGAUAACUGGUGGGAGUUAUUUUGGAUCAAUGACUGAUUAUUAUGUUGUUUCUAAUACAAACCAUCAUCAAGCAGCUCAUGGAUCUAGUCUUUAAGAAAUGUGUGAUCUUCCCAUGGUUUCAUUGUGAUGAGCCUUCUCUCACCAGGCUGUUCCUCAGGUUGCUCCUUUACAUAUACAACAAGGUAGAUCUGCUUACACAACCGACAGGAUUCAUGAUGUGGGGCAACCAACUUCUUUCUCACAUCCUCAGGUGCUAUUCCAGAUCCUUUCUACCAGAUGUUUUCAUUUCAAUGCUUUUGGAUCAAUAACGCAUACAUAUCACCUUCUUGGUUGAUAUAUUCUCUAUACUGCCUAAUCUCAUGGAUAGAAAUUUCGUCGCAAGCAUCAUAUCACACUGCAAAAAAAAAAAAAGUUAUCUUUCUAAGGAGAAUUUGUUUGCUUCAACAAUUUCCUCUUAUGAAAUGACAAGGUGGUGACAUAAACUGCGAUGCAAUUCAGCCAGGAGCCAAAGGAGAAGUGGGCUUCUAUGCUCUUAUCUAUUUCCAUGUGGUGAAAACUUAAGAGGGUUUAUGAGGGUGUUUGAAUGUCAUUUGAUAAGACUAUUCGACAACUGGGGGUCAUUGAAAUGCUUAGGUUUUUGCCAUCAAUUUGCCUUCUCUGCAGUUAUUGGAAGAAGGGGAGAUCACGGUUGGUAUCACUGAAAGUGAGUACGCCUCAAGAAGAAGCAGGCUGCUGGAUCUUCUUCCCAACAACAGCUUGGCCAUCAUUGCUGCUGCUCCAGUCAAGAUGAUGACUGAUGUGGUGCCGUACUCAUUUAGACAAGAUGCUGAUUACCUAUAUCUCACAGGCUGUCUGCAGCCUGGUGGAAUAACAGUCCUCAGUAAGGAUUUUGGAUUCUGCAUGUUUAUGCCGGAUACAGAUCCCCAUGUAAGCCUGAAACCGAGCCUCUCUUGUCCCUUAUGUAAGGUUUAUUUACUUCAUUUUUUCGGUCUAUAAAUGAUGUACAAUUGUUUUUCCAUAUUUUGUGUCUUAUAUGAAAAAUCUCAGUUAACUGCUAAUAAAAAAUUCGGCCAGAAAAUAGUUUUGGUGGACUAUUUAUUGAAAACUAGUUUGAUGAAAUGCAAUUGUCAAGGGCGCUUUUGAGAAGAUCAACAUGUUUUUGUAUGGGGGUAGGCUGGCCUGUCAUGCUUUACAGCUUUAGGGGCCAGUAACUGUACAUUAUUUUGUAAUCUUAAAUUUUUUUAUCAUCCACAGAUAUAAUCAAUUGAAUAUAUCUGCCUAUUUACUUGGAGAAACAAACUCAUUUUAUAAUCGAUAAAUGUUUCUUGUUGUCUACAUCGUAGUACAAAAAUCUUCCUGACUGUUUCCUUUUUAUUUUCUUUUUGUCUUGAUCUUGUCCUGAUUCACAUCAUGGAUUACAUGGUUUAUCUAAUCACUGGUUAUUCUGUAGGAUGUGGUUUGGCAAGGAAAGACAGCCGGGAUUGAGGCGGCCUUGGAGGUUUUCAAAGCUGAUAGAGCUUUUCCAAUGCAUAAAAUCCACGAGGUCUACACAUUCAUCAUAUUUCUAUCAUAAAAUUGAUGCCCUUGCCCCUCUUUCAUGCUUUACAGCUAUGAAUUUCCUUUAUGCCUGACCUUUUUCUUUCGUUUGCUAGCAAGUUUGAGUGACCCGUCUGUACGUCUCAAUUUUUCAGAUCCUCCCAGACAUGAUGAGGAAAUCAUCAGGAUUGCUCCAUAACGUGAAGACAGCUUUACCAUCUUACACAAGACUGGAGGCUUUCUGCACAGCCACUUCCAAUGAUGGUGUGAAAGAUAUUUCUAGCUACACUCAUGAGCUGCGGUGGAAAAAGUCUGCAUCUGAAGUUAAGUUGAUGAGGGAAUCUGCAUCGAUAGCAUGCCAGGUUUUUUUUUUUCAUUCCUGAAGCAUCACUUAUACUGCUUUAUGUUUCAUUCUAUAUAAACCUCAUUAGAGAUGAUAUACUUCUGCCAGUUCAGGUAUUCACUUAUGAAAACAUUGACGCUAUUUAUUUCUAGAUUUGUUAAUGUGAUGACUUUGUUUUGUAUUCUUUGGUUAUAUUUGUUUGUAGUUGAGCAGAAGGACAGGGGUUACAUUCGAAAUAAUCAUAGAACUAAGCUGUCCCUGUCUAGAAAUAACCGCAGGAAAAUAAAACAAACAAAGAGAAAAUGAGAAAUUGUGAUCAAAUAACCGAAAUAUAAGUGAAAAGUUGACGUACGAAUCAAAUUACUAAAUAAAAAAUAAAAUAAUGGCACAAUGAUGCUGACAACUUGGAUAAAAAAGGAAACCCAUGAGGAUGAUUGCUGAAGCCAUGGUGAUAAAUCGUUAGUGAACGAGAUUACUUAUUAUAGUCAAGCAUCAGAGAUGUGUACUUUUGCUGAGAUUCCUGCUUUUGCAGCUCCCACGUGAGCAUAGACUUGAUGACAUACAUGCCUGGUCAGGUCUGCUGUUAGGAUAAUGGAUAUAGUCCGUAAGAAUGUGGGCAUCUUUGACGACACUUGAAAUGGCUAGGGUUACCCGCUUUCGCUUCCUUUGUCUAUAAUAAAGAAGAAUAACCUUACUUUGGUCUUUCAUCUUUUACGUUGAAUCUCUUUCUUAAAUUUGUACAAAAGGCCUUGCAAUUGAUGUACUGGCUUUGUGUUCUCUAUGGUUUUUCGAUUUAUUAUGUGAGUUGUGUCUGCGGGAGGAAACAUUAGCAAAAUAGCCAAGAUCUAAUAUUUAAAUCUAGUGAUCGGUGAACAUUAUCAUUUUUACCAGUCUCUACAAUAUCGAGAAACCCGUGACCGUUUGUUAUAUAUGGCCAUUAGAAUGUUUUAUUUUGAGUUAUUUCACUGGUGGUUUCUGUGAAACACGUUAAAUAUUUUAAAGUCUCCUGAUGAAAAAUAAGUUUAUGAUAUUCUCUUGCUUUUUUCUUCUGACAUGGCAAGUGCUUUGCCAUGUUGGUAUCAUUUGAUGGUCGAUGAAUAGCUAUUUUUUAUUUCUUUAUUUAAUGAACCUUUAAUUGGUUAGCAUGUGAUCCGAUCAACGAUUCUCUUUUUUUUCUACUAUAGUCCCUGUUGCAGACCAUGAUAUUUUCAAAGACGCAUCGAGAAGAAAGCAAGUUGUCUGCCAAAUUUGAAUACGAAUGCAAAAUGAGAGGUGCACAGAGAAUGGCGUAAGAAACUUUGCCAGUAGUUAUCAUGUGGAAAUAUAUUUUUCUCCAAUUGAAUUAUGUUUACCGGGAAAACUUCAUUCUUUUGGAGAAAAAGUCUUACAGUUGUUUCUUCAGAAUAGAAAUCAUUGGGUGAGAGUAAUGAUUCAAACCCAUUCAUUUUUCUAGGUUCAAUCCUGUGGUUGGUGGUGGAGAGAAUGGAAGUGUUAUACACUACUCUCGAAAUGAUCAAAUUGUAAGAACUUUACUGUUCUAUAUAAUUAACAUGGUGUCUUCUGCUCCAUGCCAACUCAAGUGCCUGAGUUUCAACAGAUUAGAGAUGAGGAUCUUGUCUUGAUGGAUGUUGGGUGUGAGCUUCAUGGCUAUCUUAGUGAUCUAACGCGCACAUGGCCGCCCUGUGGUGCAUUUUCUUCAGAUCAGGUUACUGCCACAUACCUCUCCAUCAGCUUUCAUUGACUGUAUAAGAAUUAUUAUAAUUCAUGGAGUAUGGUUUUCAGGUGGCGUUGUAUGAACUGAUCUUGGAAACUAACAAGGAGUGUGUGAAACUCUGCAGACCAGGCAUUAGCAUUCAGCAGAUUCAUAACAUCUCGGUAUGCUUCACAAGAAAAACACUCCUAAAAAAUAUUGGGUCGAUUUUCUUAGCGAAAGGAUAUGUUUUUGGGCUUCUAAAUUUAUUAAAAGUUUCUUUAUUCUGCGGAAGUUGGAUUCUAGAUUCUAAAAAAUGUCGAACAUGGGGAAAUGAAAUUCUUGGAAUAGUUUGAAACUAGAAAUAGAUAACUAAAAUACUGUUGUUAUAUAGAUGGGUAUCUUCUAUUCAUUCCCAAUUGAUUUUUGAGUUAAUGAACAGUGUGAAAUGUGAGCUUGUGCAGGUCCAGAUGCUUUCCAAAGGUCUCAAAGAACUAGGAAUUUUAAAGGAUGGCCGAACUGCCCGCUCUUACCAUCAAUUGAAUCCAACCUCGAUAGGUGAUCUAUCAUUGUGAUGAUCAUGCUUUACAUAUAAUGUAGUAAUUUCCAUAUUUUUCAAUGUUUUUAUCCUGGACUGUUCAUUCUUUAGUAAAUUUUGACCUGGCCUGGCAUGAAAAACAUCCCAAAGAAGGGCCUCCCUAAUUUACAUAAAAUCCGGCCUGGGCCCAUUUUACUUGGCUUGUUGACAUUAUUUAUUUUAAUUUCUCUUCCAAUUUCACCUGAUAGUAAGAUUUUCUCACUGAUGAAUCAGGCCAUUACUUAGGAAUGGAUGUUCAUGAUUGUUCUUCAGUCAGCAACAGUCGGCCCCUGGAGCCUGGAGUUGUAAGCGAACACUUGAUUUUUUCAGAAAUAACGAUUUACUUUACAUUAGUUUCGUAUCUAUCUAUCUUUCUUUAAAAUAUCCAUUGGAAAUCCGACUUGGGCAGGUGAUAACAAUCGAGCCUGGUGUUUAUAUCCCGCUGUCCUCAGGCGUGCCUGAGAGGUGCUUCUGGGGUUUCCUUCAAAUGCAUGCACUCCAAAAGGGGGGAAAUUUUUCUAUUUUUAAAAAUAUUUAAUUUUUGGAUUUAUAGGUAUCGGGGAAUUGGUAUCAGGAUUGAGGACGAGGUCCUCAUUACAGACAUUGGACAUGAGGUAAUCUUAGCAAACCACGGUCUUAAUUAUCAGAUUCUCAUUAUUGACUCCGGGCCUGUGCUCUUAAUCUGGAUCAUCUUGUCACUUUAUUGGACUAGUUAUUAUACAUAUUAUUAUAAUCUUGCCAUAUUGAAAAUAAGAAAAAAACCAUGAUUACAGAAAUAUUUCUACUCUUUGAUCAAUUAGUUAUGAUUUGGUAAUCUUAGCAAACCACGGUCUUAAUUAUAAGAUUCUCAUUAUUGACUCCAGGCCUGUGCUCUUAAUCUGGAUCAUCUUGUUCCUUUAUUGGCCUAGUUAUCAUGCAUAUUAUUAUAAUAUUAUCAUAUUGAAAAUAAGAAAAAAAAUGAUGAUCACAGAAAUAAUUUCUACUCUUUUAUCAUUUAGUUAUGAUUUGGUAAUCUUAGGACACGACGGUUUUAAUUAUAAGAUUCUCAUUAUUGAUUCCGGGCCUGUGCUCGUAAUCUAGAUCAUCUUGUACCUUUAUUGACCUAGUUAUCAUGCAUAUUAUUACAAUCUUACCAUAUUGAAAAUAAGAAAAAAACCAUGAUUACAGAAAUAAUUUCUACUCUUUGAUCAAUUAGUUAUGAUUUGGAUGAUCGACUGUAGCACACACACACAUUUGCCUAAAUAUAUCUCUAGAUGGGGGCUAUAAACUGUUUUUAAUGAUCUUCAUUCCAUGUUAAUAUAAUUAACCCGCAUAUGAUAGAACAGUGCCACAUUACAAAUAAUAAAUUAAAAUUCCAUAGCUGUUUAGAUCAGUCUGCUUGUAUUCGUUCAUCAACUAGUUCUGAAUCAAACGAUGCAAUACUACGGCUCAUAUACUCUCUUAGUAUACAGUUAUAAAACCCUAAUCGACAUUGUAUAUGAAAUAAUCUUGUUUUUCUGGACAUUUUUUGCUCAAUCUGAUAAUAAUUUCGAAAACUCACAUUAGAUUAGUUUUGAACUAUAUGGUAUAAUAUUUUAAUACAUUAUCUUAUGAGUGGUUUUAUUUCAUGAACAGGUACUUACAGGGUCGAUGCCCAAAGAGAUCUCGCAUAUCAAAUACAUCCUUAAUCUUGAGAAUAAGCCCAUGGAAGAAGCUGAUGACUUGAGAGAGCUGAAAUCAGCAGAGCUUGAGUAA
Spirodela intermedia is the source of this 6656-nucleotide messenger RNA. The record is from the annotation of a GenBank genome assembly. Lineage: Eukaryota; Viridiplantae; Streptophyta; Magnoliopsida; Alismatales; Araceae.